AUGAGGAAAUUGGCUGAGAUGACGAAAGAUGCAGGUGAGGAGAGUGAGGAAUCAAAAGGUCUAUGUGCUUUUCGGGUUGGAUUUAUUUCUGAAGCACAUGGAUGUCUAGCUGAAAUCUAUUCUGGUGGAAGAAUGAAAGAAUUGCUUGCACAAGGAGUUUCACAAAGUCGUUAUCAUGAAAAGACUCAAGAACAGAAAAGGUUGGAGAGAAGAAGGCUGAUGCCAUAUCAUAUGCAUAUAAAUCUAGAGCUCUUGGAAUCAGUGCAUCUUGCAUCUGCUAUGUUGCUGGGAGUUCCCAACAUGGCUGCCAAUGUUCAUGAAGCAAAGCGGAGGAUCAUCAGUAAGAAUUUCGGUCUCUUGCUUGGGGUCAAUGAGAAACAAACACUUCACGAUCCGUUCGAAUAA
This is a messenger RNA of Vicia faba (fava bean), 405 nucleotides long. The record is from the annotation of a GenBank genome assembly. Lineage: Eukaryota; Viridiplantae; Streptophyta; Magnoliopsida; Fabales; Fabaceae.